UUGUCUUGGUUUUUAAAUAUGUAUUUAUAUCUUGCUGUUGUACAUUCGUUGCGUAAUCGGGACGUAAAGCAAAAGUUAAAUGAAUUAUGAAUGAAGGCAUUAAAUAUCUUGCGUGUGGAGUUAAGACAGACCAUAUAUGGAAAUCGCCUAACCCGGAAGUAGAUUAGUAAGGUCAUUAAUGGUGGUUAAUCGAGCAAGGAAGUAAGGAAACAUCUAUUACCACAGACAACCAGGACGGAUACACUUAUUUAUUUAUACAAGGUAUUACAUUGAAGAAGGAAUUAAAUGGUGACAAUCACUCAAGUCAGACAUGGGAAAGCUUUUAAGUGUAUUAAAGAAUGACCCACCAUCCAAGAAUACAGACAUUUUUGUAGACUUUGAAAAUGCUCAGCCAACAGAAGAAGAGCGUGAAGUUUGGACAAUGGUGGAUAUUGUUGAACAAAAUGCAGUCCAUAUUUUAGAUCUAUUAAAGGACUACCAGGGAGCAUCUGAAAGUAUACGAAUGGCAAUAUCAAAUCCAAAGGUUGAAGAAUACCAGGAAAAAGCAUGGCAUGAUGUCAUUCCCCUGAUUUCAAAACUCAAAUUAUUUUAUGAAUUUUCCUUAAAACUUGAAACUGUAGUAAUGGGUUUAUUGAGAGAACUUUGUUCUCGGGAUUUAACUCCCAGACAGCAUCUUGAAACUCAACAAGCUUUCUUCAAACAGUUUGCGGAAAUAUUAGAUUUUGUUCUUAAGUUUGAUGACUUAAAGAUGACUAAUCCUGCUAUUCAAAAUGACUUCAGUUAUUAUAGAAGAACACUCAGUAGAAGGAAAAUGGCUAAUGAGGAUGAUAUUGAAGAUGAUUUAGAAGUAUCUAAUGAGAUGGCUAAUAGAAUGUCAUUAUUCUAUGCCCAUGCUACACCCAUGUUAAAAACAUUAAGUGAUACCACAGCAAAGUUUGUAGCACAGAAUAAAGAUCUGCCUGUAGAACAAACCACAGAUUGUCUCAGUGCCAUGGCUAACAUAUGUCGUGUUAUGAUAGAAAAUCAAGAACAUUAUUCAAGAUUUAAAAAUGUUGAGACAAAAUUAUUUUGUUUACGAGUUAUGGUUGGUGUUAUUAUUUUAUAUGAUCAUGUUCAUCCAAUCGGAGCCUUCGCCAAAUCAUGUGGAAUAGAAAUGAAAAGUACCAUCAAAGUCAUAAAAGAACAACAACCACGAAGUAGUGUGGAUGGCUUAUUGAAUGCCCUCAGGUACACAACAAAACAUCUCCAAGACGAAACAACUUCCAAAGCAAUAAAAUCCAUGUUAUCUUAAAACAGAUCAUCAAUCGAAUUGUUUGGAGAAAUGUUUCCAAGUUUUUAUAUUUUGAACUCAAGUAAUAGCCUGACAAAGUGGACCAAAAUAGCUACCAUAUUUUAAUCUUAAUUUACUGAAGGGCAGCAGGAAAUAUUACUAUAUCUAUUUACUCACUGGUUUUCUGCCAACAUCCAUGAAUUUAAAUAUUUCUUGAUGUAAUUCAUCACAGCUUAAUUUGGUUGCCUUGCACAGAUUUAUUUAUGUAAUUUUCCACCUUUGAGUGCCAUAAUUUUAGUAUUUUGAUCUUCCCCAGCGGUAUGCAAAAAAGAGUAGUAGAUGUUUUUUUGGUGUUAAUGUUUUGUUAAGAACUUGUUAUUUAAUAUUCUUGUAAAUUUGCUAUUAUAAAAUGAUGCAAUUUCAAAUGUAAAUUUGUAAUUUAAGUCGUUAAUUUUGUGAAAUUGUUAUUUAAUAUUAGGGGUAGAAUAGUCGCUUUCAAAAAGUUGUUGCUAGAUCUUAAAUCCAGUUGUCCACAUAGGUCAUGGCCUUGGCUGGAUGUAGUUUUGCGUGAAUAAAUUCACCAGAGACAGAAGUUGUAACAUGUUGAACAAUUAAUUUCUUGGUUGACCAAAUUCAUUUAUUAGAGUUUAAACAGAGUUGAAUUGAUCCAGUAUUUUAUCAAUGAAAAUUAAAGUAAAUUUGGGAUUGUCCCAUUUUGAGUGUAAAUUCCUUUUUGAAUAGAUCAAUUUUUAAACUUUUUUUUUGAUUUCUACAAAUUUGCUGUAGGGGUCGCAUGAGAACAUUAUAUUCAAGAAAAGUGUUUGACAUGUUAUUAAAAUAUUAUACUUAUGUGUUCAUCCAAAAUUGUGGGAAAAAUUGGUCUAGUAGUUGAAAUCAGUAUCUGCAAGUUUGGGAUUGAUUUUUUUUCUUCUAAAAUACAUGUACAUGUAUACUUAAACUGUCGUUUCACUCCUGGUUAUAUGGAUGGUAUGGCUUGAAGAAGAUUGUCACUCAAUUAAUGUCUUCCCUGAACAAGUCAACAAUGUGAGGGUGAGAUAAUUAUUUUUAAUAAAAGGGUCUGUAGUUUAAAGGAUAGUUAAGAAAUAAAACUUACAAGAUUAACAUUAAGCACACUCUGAAUUUUAGUUUUAUUUAUUAUUAUAUGGAGUAAAACAGUCUUGUGGGGAGGAUGGUGAUUUAAAGAGAAAACUUAACUCAUUCCCGUAGAUAAGAUAAAAAAUUUUACCAUAAAAUUAUUUUUUGUUCCAUUUGUUAUUUAUUAUAUUAUAGUCUUAUGAAGACAUGUUUAGAUAAUGUACAUGUAUGUAAAUCUAUGUUAAGCCUUCAUUUUGAUAGCUUUUGCUUCCUUUUUUAAGAAACGUAUUUAUUUGUGUAUAUAAUUAUAUUUAAAAUAUACAUAGAAAUGGUUGAGGGUAUACACUUUGUAUCAUGUUAUAUAUUUGUGGAAUAAUUCAUCGAAAUCUAGUUACUAGCAUUAAAUAUGUCGUAUACAACCAAAUCUAUUUAUGAAUUAAUUAAUAAGGGAUUAUUAAUGUUAAUCAUAUGGAAUGAUUCCAAAAUUUUGUGCACAAAUUGUUCUUUACAGUCAAUAGAAAUAAGAAAUUGUUUAAUAUUUUUAACUGAUUUAUUCACAGAAAUCAUUUGCCUCUCACAAAAGCAUUAGCUUCAAACAAUUCCAUUUUAUGCUGUGUAAAGUAUGGAAUAUUUUGACUCCAUAUCAUCAGCCAAAAGAGAUUAUUUCUGAACAAAUCUGCAAAGAUUUUUGAAAUCUAAUUGAGCUUUAUAAAUAUCUAGAGCAGUUAUUAGUAUUUAUAAAUAUUGCAUAUUAAUGAGACACAAUAGCUUUCUGACGAUGUAUCUAAUUAAAAAAUACAAACCAGGGGACAUGAAAUUGAUACUUAAUGAUUAAUAAUUCAUAUACCAAAGAAUGCUUAUAACUAAAAUAUAUUUGUUAUUGCAAUCAAUUUUAGACUAAAAUCAAUUGAGGAUUGUUGCUAACUUUCAAUUUCAAAUUCAUCAGAAAAUACAAAUACUCUAUUGGUACAUUUAUAUUUAUUACUACUACUACUACUACCUUGGAAAUGACAUUCCACAGAGAGUUUGGGUUAAAAUAUAUGAGCGUUCAUAUAAUAAGUACAUACAUUUACUUGUUUGAAGAUACCAUUAACUGGGUAAUCUGAUAGUGCUAAUAAAAGUUUAACAUUCACUUAAAUUAAUCAAAUGUACAGUGGUGUUUUGUUUAAAACAUUAUGUUUUCCUUUAAGAUAUUUAAGUUGCCUUUCGUUAGCUAUAUGGGAAAGUGCCUUUAAAUAGAUACUACUCAUAAAUUUAGUUAUGUUGCACAUACAUCUCCUUAAAGAUGCAUUAUGUAAGAUUAAAAUACAUAGUUAGCCAUUUUUGCUAUAAUAGUUCAAAAAUAAUGGAUAGAGCAAAAAUGAACAUAUUGAAAAUUUCAUUCAAAUUACUUAAUUCUGAGCGAAGUUAUCACUGUUUGGAGUUUUGAGAAGAUGUGGCAUUGAUUGUUUAUUAUCAGAACAACGGUACUUCGUCUUGCUUCUCCAUUUUUAAAUUAAUCAUUGAAUGGCCGAAGCGUUCAAAUCUACUUGAAAUCGGAGCCUUACGAUGGCCUAGAGAGUUGAUUAUGGGCAUGUCAUGUUAAAAGUUUAAAUAAAACUUGAUAUAACAUAUGAAGCCACAAUAAAGACCUGUAAUAGGCAGAUUUAGCUUUUACAUAAUGCAUCUUUAAUAAAAACUUGAAGAAAACAAUAUGUUCCGAUUGUCACACAUUGUAAAGAAUUUCAGUUAUUAUGUGUUUGUUGAACCUAUGUUGUAAUUGUUAUAUAUAGUGUACUGUUAUCCUUAUUGUUGCUGGAUGUUCUUAUAUUUUAUGUAAGUUAUUUAAUUAAGAUAGAUAUAAUCAUUAUUUGUUAAUUAGUUCAGGUAUCGUGUGCAUAAUACAUGUCCAUCUUAUAGAAAUCAAAUCACAAGAUGCGUGUACAGGUCUCUGCCUUAUUUGUUUAGGUUCAAAGUCAAAUACAUAGAAUAACAUUCUAGACAUAAAUUUAAUAUUUAUUUUUCUUCCACAUUGCUGUGUGGAUUUUUAAAGGAGCUAAAACCUCUUUGACUUACCUACAAAAGAAAGUUUUAAUAAAUUUUCCGUUCAUUGAUACAUAAAGUUUGAUAUGUAUAUAUCACAUUUCUCUUUUACAUUUAAUUGCACUUAAACAUUAAAUUUUUACCUUAAUAGCUAUGACAAAAUAUAUCCUUAUAGUUAUGGCAUAUUAUAUGUAUUUGCUUGUCAUUAUAAAGAAAUUAAGUCCAGCUAUUUUGAAUGUAUAUUAUAUCAAGAUUCAAGCUAAUAUGAUAAACACUAUAUUUUCUCUUUUUUAUUUAAGCAUCAAGUAUUUCCAUACCUCAGUAUUUUGGUAAAAGGGGUAUAGUUUAUUUCUAUAGAUCUAGAUAUAUUUUAUAUAGUUAAAUUUAACAUUUGAUAGGUACUUUACAUUCAUGACAUUUAAUUCUUGUUAUUACGAGAGCACAUUGUAAUAAGUCGUUCUUUAAUUACAGAUGUCUGAUUUAUUUUUAUUCUGAAAUUUGUAUACAUCAGAUUAGGCUUCUAACUCCUUAGAAAAAGUUAGUUUCUAAUGUUUAGUUAACAUUCACAAAAAUAAGAGCUUGGUUAACUAUGUGCAAAUCAUUCAUAGUAUGUAUAGGCAAUACCUAUUUAUAAGAUCACAUUGACAAAAAACAUAAAAGUCUGAAUUUAUAUUUAUCUAAUUGAACUUGAUCUGAUUUGGACAUUCUUAAAAUAGAGUCUGGCUUAGAUAUUUUGUUGUUAUUUUUUAGGAAAAAAAGUGUAAUUAAAUGAAUUGCUGAUCAAUUAAUGUAUAAUGCUCAUAAAAGUCAUUUUAUUUGUAGAAUUAUACUAUUUUGUUUCUAUCUUAUGCAUGUUAAAUCAUUAAAUGUAAGUUUAUAACCACAUUUAGUCCAUCUUCCCACAGUCAAGAUGUUCCCCAUCUUGUAGCUUUAUAAAAGCAAAAUCUUGGCAUGGGAAUUUUUUUAUCCUAUUUAUCCUUGUAGACAAUUUAUCCAUUUUUUUUAUCAAGCAGGCUUUAAUCAUUGCAGAGAUCCUAUUAAUUUUACUGCUGCUGUGGCUUUCAUGAUGUGUUUUUGUUGGUUUUUUUGUACAUCAAUUACCAAGCUAUUAUUGUUUGAAUAAAAAAUGUAUUUCA
Molecule: messenger RNA, 5523 nt
Organism: Patella vulgata (common limpet)
Lineage: Eukaryota; Metazoa; Mollusca; Gastropoda; Patellidae
Product: CYFIP-related Rac1 interactor B
Exons: 11
Coding region: 311-1291 (326 amino acids)
Biological process (GO): regulation of actin filament polymerization
Molecular function (GO): small GTPase binding
Source: RefSeq, a predicted model, not a curated record